This is a messenger RNA of Egretta garzetta (little egret), 2118 nucleotides long. RefSeq names its product stromal cell derived factor 2 like 1 (gene SDF2L1). The record is from RefSeq and is a predicted model, not a curated record. The coding region runs from base 1 to 588 and encodes 195 amino acids. The transcript is spliced from 3 exons. NCBI's taxonomy places the organism in Eukaryota, Metazoa, Chordata, Aves, Pelecaniformes, Ardeidae.
AUGAACACCUGUGUAGCCAUGUCUGCUCCAUGUCUUCUUCCUCACAAGGACUUUGGAAUCAGUGAAGCGAGAAGUGGGUUAAGUCUCCUGUCAUUUAAUUCUAUUCAAACAGGAAGCGGGCAACAGUCAGUAACAGGAGUUGAAGCUUCAGAUGAUGCUAACAGUUACUGGCGGAUUCGUGGGAAGAUUGAUGGCAGUUGCCAGCGUGGAACACCAGUGAAAUGUGGGCAAGCUAUACGACUUACCCAUGUUAACACAGGAAAAAAUUUACACACUCAUCACUUCCCAUCACCACUCUCCAAUAAUCAAGAAGUAAGUGCCUUUGGUGAUGAUGGCGAAGGAGAUGACCUCGAUAUAUGGAUUGUGCAAUGCAGUGGGACUUACUGGGAGCGGGAGGAUGCAGUGCGCUUCAAGCACGUAGGAACUGAGGUGUUCCUUUCAAUAACAGGGGAACAGUAUGGCCAUCCCAUUAGAGGCCAACGGGAAGUUCAUGGCAUGCCUACUGCUAAUCAUCACAACUAUUGGAAAGCAAUGGAAGGAGUCUUCAUCAAACCCAGUGUGGACCCUGCAAAACAUGAUGAGCUCUGAAUUGACAGAGGAUCUAAAAUGCUUCAGCUUACUCCAGUGUUCGGAGAUGCUAAUCCUUGGUCUCUUAUAAGUCCCGCCUUGCCUAAGUGACUGACUUUCUGUAUUACUGAAGGGCAUUAGUUCAUUCUAGGAAUGCAGCACUUCUGUGGGGAAUGGCAUCUGCCAGGUUCAGCAAUUGAAAUUUAUUUGGCGAAAUCCUUUCUGAAUUUUCAAGCUUAAUUGAUGAAACUAGUUCAUACAUCUGUUAGGUUUUGUUGUCAUUUGUUUUGCUUGUUACUUUUUCUCGAAUUUGAAGGAAAUGGAAAAUACAUUUCUGUAGUCCCAAGUAUAAUAAAACAUUACAUUUUGUAAUCUUUUUCCAAUUAUAAUUAAAUAUUUGGAACCUGAUUUCUACUUCUUAGUGAGAGAAUGUUAUUAGUGAAGAGAUGGAGUAAGUCAAGAAAGGGAAAAAUAGUUCUCAGUUUCAUUGUGUACUGUAUUGGAAGAGUUGAAAAUACUGUGUAUGUUGGAGUAAGAAGACAAAGUUUUAAUUUAUUCACUUUCUCCAAGAAGUUCAGGUUUUCUGGUAAUGGUGAUACUGCUAAUUGUCAAAUGGUAAGACUGCUCUAUGACUGGUGCAGAAAGCUACUGUUUGUUUAAUUAUUACUAGAAUUUUAUAAAAUUCCAUGUGGUGCGAAGGAACAGUUGAAUUUGACUUAUGUUGUACUUGCAUGUCAAUAUGCAAGAUCAGUAUGAGAAUCCAGAUGAAUAAAUAGUGGGGCACAUAUACCCACGUGGGGGGUUUUGUGUGAAUCCAGAAGAGAAAAAAAGAAAUCUUAGACAAUGGUUUGGUCCUGGAUUUUUGACAGAAUGGUGUGCUCUGGAGUGCUAGCAAGGAAUCUUCACUGAACAGGUUAUGAAUUUCCAUGUUCCUCUCCCUCUGUGAAAAGAGAAAAAAAAUAAUUCUUGAAUGUGUUUGUUACAUGUUGUUACUGGAAAUAGUGAUUAAAAUCCAAAGUACCACAAAUUUUCUAUUUACUUUAAACAGAAAAGCUCACAAAAUGAGUGUAAAAAGCCAGAAAAUUCAGGUGUUCUUGCCUCCAUGUGUAACUAGUUUACUGAUUAUGGUCUUAAUUGGUCAAUCAGUUAAAGAAGCAGGAAAUUGAUCUACUGCUUUUACAGCUCCAGUCAUGUGCUGUAGUGUUGCUGAGAGAGUGUUGUGCUGAGAAGGUGCAACAGGCAAUUGUAGUUAAGCUUUAUAAAUAUGCCUACUGAUGUGUGCUUCAUACUCUGUGAUCCCUUACAUGGCUGUGCUGUACAGGCUAGCUUCAGGUUUUAUUUAAGGGUUUGCUACAAGUGAACAUCCUUCAUACCCUAUGGAACAAGGAACCUCUGUAACAGUUGUUUUGCGUACCUGAUUAUUUUUCUUCGAAGAAAAAGGUAAGACUGUUUUUCUAUGAAUCUUAGUUGCAUGUGGUAUUUGAGGAUUACGAGCAUUUUGGAGAAUACGUAGACUAGCUUUUGCUGUAUUAGAAGUAAACUUUUAUGUGA